AUGCCGUCUCCUCCCGACUUCAACGAAAAAGCUUCAACCCAGCCAGACCAACCGCAAGAAGAAUCCACGCCAACAACAGCCGAUCAGGCCAGCGGGCCCCAGAACGCCAACAUAUUCGAUCUCCAGCAGACCAUCACCGCGUACCCCACAGCGAAGAUUGGAGGCCCGCGAAGCGCAACUCGAGGCCCAAAACGCGGCCCUGAGGAAAGAAGUCGAGGGCCUGAGGACGAGGGAGCGCGAACUGCAGAUGACGAUGCGGGAGACGCAGAUGCAUCUGGACCACAGCAGGGGAUUCUGAAGACGGAGGAGGGGUCGUGGAGGUUUUGGGCGAGCUACGCGUGGGCUACAUGGGCGUCGGCCAGUGCUGCGUUCACUCCGACACCCGCGAAUGGGGUCAUGAGACGUGCAGCAUCCCCAAGGAGAGUUACACCAGGGCGUGGUGACCAUUUCGAACCAACAGGCAGCAUCCAUAGUGGUCUCGGAAUAAGCCCGUCUCAAAUCCUCAACCGCAAUGAUACGCUUCAUAUCGUCGUGACAAUCGCCGAAACAACGUUCGGUGAAGAUCUUUUGGGCGAGAUCCGGUUGGUCCCAGUCUAUGCCACACUCCUUGACCCAGGUCUCAGGCUGGCGAACGGCCGCAUAGACCCGAAUGCUGUCGUUGCCAUUUCGUUGGCAAACCAAAGCUCGGCCUUCAUCAAACAUGAAGCAACUCCCCUGGCCAGUGCAGUCCGGAAGCACGCCGCGUUCGUCUUCGUCCUGCCGCAGUACAACUGGGGAUACCCGGCCGUGGUCAAGAACGCCAUCGACUACCUCUUCCACGAGUGGCGCGGGAAGCCCGCGAUGAUCGUGUCGUACGGCGGACACGGGGGCGGCAAGGCCGCGGGCCAACUGCGGCAGGUGCUCCAGGGCGUGCGGAUGCAUGUCGCGGAGACGAUGCCUGCGCUUGCGUUCCCGUCCGAGCGGUUCGUGCUCCAGGCGAGCAAGGGGGAGGAGUUGCCGCUGCGCGGGGACGAGGGGAUCUGGCAGUCUGAACGGGCGGUGGUUCGUGAGGCGUUUGAGGAGUUGAUGGCCCUUGUGUCUCAACGGUAG
Messenger RNA from Letharia columbiana, 1089 nucleotides. RefSeq lists its product as uncharacterized. Gene Ontology annotation, cellular component: cytosol. The record is from RefSeq and is a predicted model, not a curated record. Gene Ontology annotation, molecular function: oxidoreductase activity; FMN binding. Lineage: Eukaryota; Fungi; Ascomycota; Lecanoromycetes; Lecanorales; Parmeliaceae. The transcript has 5 exons. The coding region runs from base 1 to 1089 and encodes 362 amino acids.